AUGAAUACUGAUCUUGAAAAUAUUAAUAAUAAUAAUUUGCAUAAUAAUUGGAAACUUCAUCGAGAUUUGAAGUCAAACAAGUUAUUAAUGGAUAAACGUGGUGUUUUAAAAAUAGCCGAUUUUGGUUUAGCAAACUCAAGGGUAAUGCCACAUGAAGUUGUUACAAGAUGGUAUCGAUCACCUGAAUUACUUUUGGUUGCAAGAAAAUAUGGGACUGGUGUCGAUAUAUGGGCAGCCGGUUUAAUUAUAGCUGAAUUGCUACUUUGA
Rotaria sp. Silwood2 is the source of this 267-nucleotide messenger RNA. The record is from the annotation of a GenBank genome assembly. Lineage: Eukaryota; Metazoa; Rotifera; Eurotatoria; Philodinida; Philodinidae.